Molecule: messenger RNA, 2084 nt
Organism: Ooceraea biroi (clonal raider ant)
Lineage: Eukaryota; Metazoa; Arthropoda; Insecta; Hymenoptera; Formicidae
Product: protein takeout
Biological process (GO): multicellular organismal reproductive process
Source: RefSeq, a predicted model, not a curated record
CAGCAGAAUUUCGAAAGGAACAACGAUCCCGCCCUCAAACCGCGACGCAUAAUCAGCCACCGCGCGUCUCCUCAUCCCCGGGUGCUGCAGGUGAAGAAGUUCGCGUUUAUCCGUGAGAUUGUAAUCUUCGGGAGAUGUCCCUCUGCGUGUGGUUUCUCGUGAUUGCAGCGGAUGCCACACACAUGCAGCUGCUGCACACGCGUGCAUCGUGCACGUAUACAUGCGUAUAUAUAGGUAUAUGCAAGUGUCGUCGAGCUUGGCUACGGCCCUGACUGAGUUAAAAGGAGGCAUUCUACCGUGAUAAAUAAAUUCAACCAUCGCCACCGCCGCCCGCAGAGUGGGGUGGUACCAUGCGCGUACGGAGAAAGUUUAUAUAUACUCGCGCGAUGGGGACAUUGUACGCAUUUUCGAUAUUGCUGUUGCUAAUUGCGAUCGCGCGCGCAUUUCGUGACCACGAGAUAGCAAGCCAGCUGAACGAAUUCCCGAGAACAGGAUUGAAGCAAGGAGGAUGAUGCUGAUCGGACUCGUCUUGCUCGUCGCGUGGACCAGGAGCGCCAUGUCGGGAUUCCCUCCCGGUGUGACGACAUGUCCACGAACGGACGAUCAAUCGCAAUAUGACAAGUGCGUCCUGCAGCAGCUGAAAGCGAUCACACCGUAUCUCUCCAAGGGUGUGCCCUCAUUGAAGCUGCCGGCGUUGGAUCCCCUGUUCCUGCCGUCCUUAACUGUGGACAGAAAUCUCGAAUCCUUGAGGAUUAAGGCCAACAUGAGUCAGAUUCGCGUUUACGGCGGCACGAAUUACGUGAUACGCGAACUCAAAGCGAAUCCCAAUGACCUGACGGUCUUCAUCAAGGCUCAGAUGCCUCACCUUCACGUGAACGGUGACUACGCUGUCCAGGGGAGAUUACUGUUACUGCCUCUAAGCGGAAUCGGCAGCUUUAAAGGAAAUUUCACUAACACUGAGGCCGAAGUAACCGCACAAGGCAAGGAGAUCACCGACAAAAACGGCGUGCAAAGGAUUGACAUCGAUAAGUUGGUCACUAAAAUCCGCGUCGGUGAUGGAAACAUCAAGCUGAAGGCACCUCCCGCUCACACGUUAGCCGCCGAUGCUGCCGCAACAUUCUUCAAUGCGAAUCCCCGCCUGGUCCUGGACAUAGCCAAACCGAUCAUCGAGGACACGGCCGCGACCGUGACCAAAGCUCUAGCCGCCAGAGCGCUCAGUGCUCUCACUAAGGAGGAACUCGUUCCCUAAUGUUUGAAUAAUAUUUGGUUUGCUUUUCACAGACAAGUAGAACGCGAGUAUCAACGCGAGACGCAUUAGCUGAUAUAGCGUAAAUUUAUCCACUUGUUUAUUGCAUCGCGAUGUACCUUCUCCGGUCAAGUCGGAGAAGUGCGCGCACACAUACACACACACAUGCAUAUACAGAAGAACAUAUACAAAUACACAUACGCACAGAAUUGUUGUUCAUUUUUUAAAGAUUCCACUUAGCGUAAUUAAUUGUAUUAUUUAGUCUCAAAAAGUUCGUUCUCACUUUCGUAGGAAGUAUUGAAAUGUUAAUUCGUUCAGCAGGAAUAUAAAGAGGUAGAUGACGUUGUGCGAGAUGAUUAGCUAACGUUAAAUUAGCUCUUCUUGUUUAUUUGCGAUUGUUACUUACGUUUUACCUGCAUAUUGUUGUGUUCCAUUUUAUAAAAUAUUAUAUUAUGCGCAUACAAGCGUAUGAGAAAUACAAGAAAAAUUGUCGCGAUACUUUUGACCAAAUCGAUGAUCUUAAGCCAUGAUUUUAUGUCCGAAAAGAAGAAUACGUAUAUUUUAAAAAAUCGCAAUCUUGCACUUGAUUUUCAUCAAUAUACGAUACUUAUAUCAAUGUUUUUGUUUUGUUCAACAAUUAUGAAUUAUCUAGUUAUAUGAAAUUUUGUUUAAUAUUUAAAUUAAGUACGUUACAAAGUGAUCAUCUCUUGUCAGUUUAACAGAAUUAUUAGAAAUAUGUAAAACUAGUGUAAUUUAAAUGGACAGAAGAAGGAAUGUAAUAUGCAAAUAAGCGCAAUUUAUUAUUUACAUAAUAAUUUAUGCCGGAAGUAUCAUAAUC